AGCAUCGCGUACCGGAAUUUAGUUUGGUGUUCACACGCGCACCGCGCGGUCGUUGGUGUCACGUACCGCCCUCUACCGUCGGUCGGACCAAAACUCGCAUAUUAUUCGAACCUAAAUGCACUUUAUAUCAAGCACAACAAAAUUCAUGAAACAAAAUGUGUAAAAUACAGUGCUUACUUGCAAUUUUCACACUAUAUAUUGGCCUGGUUAAUUCGUGGGAUAUCGCGAUAACAACCGGUGGCCAGUUAGAAUUUUAUAGCAACAAAACAAAAACUAACAGUGAAGGAGUUAGAUUCAGAGAUCUUACUGCGUUGGCGUAUGAUGCAGUCCAUAACAUGUUGUUGUUUGUUGAUAAACAGAAUGACAACGCUUCUAUAUUCAGUUACCAUUUAGCCACAAAAAAAUACCAGUCAUUAGUUAGGAGAAAGUCCUAUGAAAAUAUUCAAGGGCUUGCUUUCGAUCCAGUCAAAGGUCUUCUUUUCUGGACAGACACUAAUGAAAGGAGUAUUUACUGGAUGUCACUAAUGCCUGGAUCCAAAAACGAUAUUUAUGGCAAUCUCUUGAUAAAAAUGGAUGACGAGAUUCCAAGAGCGAUUGCCGUCGAUAGCUGUAGAGGUUAUAUUUACUGGACCAAUAUAAAUAUUACGAAACCAACAAUCGAGAGGGCUAGGUUCGACGGGACUGGAAGGGAAAUAAUUAUUGAUAAAGACAUUUACAUGCCUGUGAGUAUCGCUGUUGACCAACAGACACAAAAACUAUAUUGGGCAGACGACAGAGAAGGUAUACACUACUCCAUUGAAAGUGCAGAUCUCGAUGGUAGAAAUAUAAAAACAUUGUACAUGGGUACUUAUCAUCAGCCUAAUGCACUAGCCGUUUCUAAAGAUGCCAUUUAUUGGGUCGACUGGGGUUACAAGUCUGUAUGGAAGUUACCAAAGGAAUCAACAAAAUCUUUGGAUCCUGUAGAGCUCAUUGGUUUCUCUAAUGAAGUACCAUUCGGUAUUGUUGCCAAUUAUCAAAUUAAAGAUCAAACAGAGGGCACAAAUGAAUGCGAAGAAUUAAUUAAAUUGUCGCAAAACAAAACAUUGAUUAACGAUACAUUCAACAUUCCAAGAGAUGUCGGUUUAUUCUGCCUUCAUGGCGUUAAAGUUAAUGGACAAUUGGCCUGUAAUUGUUCUGCUGGUUACACUGGGCAGCGGUGUGAAAUUUCUAUUUGUCACAAUUAUUGUUUCAAAGGUGAAUGUGAGAUUGCAUCUGAUGGAACACCAGAAUGCAGGUGUAAUAAUGGUUUUAAAGGAGAGAGGUGUGAAAUCAAUAUAUGUGAUGGAUACUGUCUGAACAAGGGUAUAUGUUCAGUAGACCAAGAGCAAGGACCACUUUGUAAAUGUUCAAAAGAAUUUGAGGGACCCAGAUGUGAAUUAUUGUCAACAAUAAAUAGUGUUAAAUUAGAACGAUUGCCUUCUUCCGUCACGGAAAGAUGCAAUUGUACCCCAGAGCUAAAUGUAUCAAAGUCAGUGCCAUUAUCAUCUGAAAACUUAAGAAACAAUGAGCUUCCAUUUGUUGAAAUAAACGAUUGUAAUUAUGGCUGGGACUCAGUCAGAGAUCCAGUUAUUAUGAUAUUGGGGAUCGCUUGUGCCCUACUGUGCAUAGCAUGUACUGUACUCGUUGCAAAGAUAUUAAAGCUGAAGAAGCGUCCCAGAAUAAAGAAGCGUAUUAUCGUAAACAAGAAUGUCACCCCAUUGACGGCCCGGCCCGACCAGUGCGAGAUCACAAUAGAAAAUUGCUGUAACAUGAACAUUUGUGAAACUCCCUGUUUCGAGCCGCGGUCGACUAUCAGACCAAAUUUGUUAGAUUCUAAACCGGGUAAAGAAGAAAAGAAAACCCUCAUAAACAAUAUGGAGUAUCCAGAGGACUACUGAAAUACCUUAUACCAUCAUUCGGUGAACUAAUUUGGAAGUUAAGAGCUACUGAAGGUACAAUUUAUAUAAAGGUUACUAUUAGAUUUAAUUUUAAAGACAAACUAUGUUUCUGCAAAAUUGUAAUAACUUAUUCAUGAAAAGUUGGUAAAUUAUGUAUAUUUUUCUAAAUUGUUUACAUGUUUUUCAUUGUGAUUGAAAUAGCUGUACACAUAUUUUUAUUUAUUUUCACUGAAUUUUGUGGAUAAAAAAGAACACCAUAUUAGGAAAAUUUAAAUAAAUGAAGCGGCAAUUAUUUAAAAAUUUUAUAAAAAACAAACUCAGUAAUAGUUCUUUGUAUAAAUUGAACCGUAGUUAUUUAAUAAAGAAAUUGUGAUAUUUGACAUAGACUGCCACGAUGGGUGGAGUCUUUAGGGCUGUGUAUUGGCGACAAAAAUCUGAUUGUAUGAUGCGUAUAAGAUAUUUCUAUUCUGUCAAUUUGUUUGACAUAUAUAUACUUAUGAAUAAGAGGUUUGGAUUAAUUUGAAUAUCAUGAAAACACCAUGCGUUGAAUAGUACAGACAUGUGCCUUUCAUUUCUAUAAAACUUUUCUUAGCUGUAACACAGAAUAAAUAAUAGUCCUACGAUUGUAAUAAUCUGUUAAAACGAUUAUUUUGAAAUACGAAAAAAAAAAAAUCAUUGGGAUUUAAAACCACUUUCUUUAGAGUUUACAAUUGCUUCUAUUUUUCGUUAAAAAUAAUAAAAUUAACGGUGCCAAAUGUGAAAUUGAUUGUUACGAAAAAUAUAAUUAUCUGCACGAUACUUAAUUGAUUAAAGUUUAAAAACUUAAAGUUAUUAAUUUGGUUAGAUGAAUAACGAAAAAUAUUGCUGCAAUAUAGAGCAUUUAUAAUAGUGUAGUAACGUUACUUAAAAUUUGUCAUAAAGUAUACGGGCUUACCAAAAUUGUAUGAAAUUGUUUUUUUUUCUGUAUUUGUCUAAUUUGUUAUAGUUAUGAUUUUUUAUUAUCGAUUAUGUUGUUGCUAGUGCACAAAGUUUUAAUAAUUUUGAAAAAAAAUCAUUGAUACAACCUCUGGCCUAAUUUAUUAGACGUACCUAUGCCAUAGUUACCAUAUAGUUCGUACCUAUAUUUAUUGAACUUUAGACUACUCGUAUGUUUAUUAAUUUAGUUAAGUAUGUUUAUUAAAUUAUGUUCAGCAGCAUAUAAUGAAUGUCCAAGAUGAUAACUUAUAAUGGACAUCUAAAUAAACAAUUUAUAACUUUUAUACGAAAAUAACAAUAUAAUCGUUAAUAAUUCACUCCACUAAGUGGAGAAUCCUUAGCGGUAUUGUGGUUAACGAACUUUUGUUAAAUAUUAUUUAACAAAUUUUAAAAAUACCUAGUAUUUUGUAUGCUAUACUUUUGUAACCUCAUCCAAUGUUCCAAAAAUUACACACCGAAAAAUUUUUUUCGAUAUACGUAUCUAAGUAUUUAUUUUAGCUUCCAAAUAAUCGCGAUAUGAACGCAUUUUAUGGUAACCGAUGUGUUCGUUUUCAUUUAUUUUUAUAAACGAUUUAAUCAUGGUUGUAAUGCAACGUUUGUAUAGCAAGCACUGGCUUCAAUACUUUUGGCACAGAGCUUCUGAUCAUGCGUGAACCCUUAACUGGAAUCCACUUUAAACAGGCCAAGUGUCAAGCUGCUUUGCCAUAGACAAUUACGUCGAUUUUGAGACGCCGUCUCUUAUCUCUAAGAUUAAUAUUUCAAUUAGAUAUUACAGUGAAUCAUGAACAAAAUUUGUAAUAGACUUAAUCAUUUUAGUGCCAUUGGUUUUUACUCAUAUCUACUUAAAAAUGCCAAAGAAAUCUUUGUCGUGUAGAUGUCAUUUACUCUUGUCUCUAAAAAAAUGUAUCUCCUCCAAAAAUUAUCCAACUUUAAUAAUUUUUCUACAGUGAACUAAACCGCAAUUGAUUUCACGAACAUAUACUGCUAACGAUAUACUGCUCGUGGCACUUUUAGUUACAAUGCGCAUGAGCAUCAUGACAGUCGUCGGCACUCAAACGGUUAAGUCAAUAAUAUUAUAAAUUGUGCUUAUAGACCUUCAUAAAACACUAAUUUCAUUAAAAUAUUAGAUUAAGAGAUAAGUUUAGAGAAAUAGCGUCUUAAAAUCGACCCCAAUAUGGCUAUUAACAGAUAGAUAUCGAUCGUGAAAUUGUGUUCCGCAUCAUACUUUUUAUGUAGGUUCAGUGAUUUCUUCUAACUCGCUAUUUAAUGAACAAAACUAUUGGCGAAUGAAAUGUUUUCAUUAUGGAGCACAUAAACCAGAUGACGUUAUUGUAGGGUUGCCAACCAUCAUGUUUUUCCAGGACAUGUUCUGGUUUUUGGAGGGUUCUGGAUAGCUUUCAUGUAACAUCCUGAGUUUUUUUAAGUGUUCUGAUAAGGUCAUAUAAUAAAAAUAUAUAAUAUAUUUUAAACUUCGCAUACUUUUCGAAUAUUUUUCAAAAAACUUUGAAUACUUUUAUUUAAAAAAUAUUGUUAUUACUUGAAUUGCAUUUCAUAUGUUCAUUACAUAUUAUUUAAUUAUUGCUACUCAAUUAUUGCGUCCUGUCUUUACAAUAAAAUUGACCUAGUAUUUUCAACAUUAAUCCUCGUUUUUUUUUUUUUUAUUUGGGGUUGGCAACCCUAGUUAUUAUCUCGGACUCUACAGCCAAAACAUAUUUAUGGAUAGAUUUUUUUGGUACUUGUUUAGAGGGGCCAGGCAAACUUUCUCACGGACUUUUGUCUAACCAUUGAAAAUUAAGCCAUUGAUUUGAAUGUGUCUACGUGUGGUCCAAACACGAACGUUGCUUACGGGGAUAUUUUUGAGAUGGUUAUAAAUUUUAAAUAUCAAACUAUGUAAUAUAAACUAUUCUCUCUUUUUGUAUAACAGACUGUAAACGAAGUACCUGAUACGCCUACUUAAUCAAUUAUUAAUUGUGUUGUUAAGGUUGUACUUACCAAUAAUUAUUUUAGAUUAAAUAAUAAGUAAAUCGUGGAUGGGAACCACAUUGCCUUCUUAGUAAUGCCAUCUUCAAAAUAUUCCCUUUUUGGGUAGGAAAAACUUCCUAUUCCUUUUGUGUUCCUCUCAUUUCACCAAUGAUGCUUUGGAAAUGUGUUCUUCCAAUAUUUCAAAUGGUGUUACGGAAAAGACUUGUUAACUUAUUGUAAAAUUGUGAAUGAAUAAGCUAGGUUGUGUCAGAUGUUUGGUAUAAUGUAAAUUGUAUCUUAUGUAACAAGACUAUAUAGGUUAUUUUGCGUCAAACGGCAUAACCGAUUAUUUUAUGGAAUGCAAAUAUUAGAUUUAAUUACAAAUAAUUUGUUUUAAUACCUGUGUUUAAUACUAUUAAAAAAAAUUAUCUACUCGUACUGUACUUAAUUAUGAGUACUUUUUACGUUAAAUUUAUUCAGUGUUCAGAUUCAAAAAUAGAAAUUCGUUUGACCCCAUUGGCAGUUUUAUAAUUCACCGCAGCACUGCACGAUGUCAUACAAUUUAACCGUUAUAACAUUGAAACAGUUUUUAAAGAAAAAUCGACUUAUUUGGUUUUACAAUAUUAUAAGGCAUAAAGUCGACUUUUGAGGUUCGCAAAAUUAGCCGACUAUAUCUAAAGCACAACCACACUGGGAGCUAAGUGAAUCUAAAAUAUAAAUUUGUUAUUUAUAUUUUCUGCAAUGAUAUCGUGUCGUAUCAUAAGAGUAAAAUCGUAUUAUACUGUGUCGUCCUACGGUGAAUUAUAAAAGGAUCCAUUAUGUGAAUCGCGUCACUCGAAACGUUGUGCAAAUUUUGGGCCAACUUUCCGAAGGUACAAGGGCUAGAAGUUUUUUAAAAAAUAUCAAUCUAUAAAUUAACAGUCAAAUCUUAGCAAAAUUUUAUUCCAACGACAUAGGUAAGUACCUAUUUAUUACUUACCUAAUAAUUAUUUAUUGUUAAAGGUUUAGUGACAUUUUAUUGUUUGAACCGUCAGUGAAGCGUGAAUGGCUAGUUAUAAUCUACAGUGCCUCCUGUCUCGAUUUAAUUAAGAUUUUAUUCAAAAUUUUGUGAUUAAGUAAAUUAAUGUUUGUGUUACAUAUUGGCUGUAACUUAUUUUACGUUCCUAUAUUUUGUAAUUUAUUUAAAUAAUUAUAAGUACAUACAUAGAUGUAAAAUACACUAAUGCUAUUGCACACUUUUAUAUUUCUAGCGGUCGUUUCAAAACAACUAAUAACCAGAACUUAGCAGCCAUAUGUACUUAGUAACGGCAAGUUUUAGAAUCUCAAACUUAAGUAAUGUACUUAUUUAUUCAAAAUUCCAAUAGAAUGUAAACCCAUAAAGUAACAAAAGAGGCACUUUGAGAAAUUCACGAAAUUAUGUUUACCUAAUAAUAUUGUCGAUUGUAGAAAUGAUAUUGAAAUAUUGUAGACAGGUCAGUACCGUUACAUUGAAUAUUCCUUUUUUUUUUCGAAUCAAUUUUGAAUAAACCUACCUGAAUCAAUAACAUAUCUAAUACAUAAAUACACAAUUACCUAGGUGGAUAAUUAACAUUUUAUUAAUUUGCACCUUUGAUUUACACAAUAUACAAUAUCCGUGUAAUAAUAUUAUCAUAUCGUGUUUUUAUAAAUCCCUCAAAAGCUUAAAUAUGUAGCUUUAUUAUAUAUAAGGGAUUACAUAGAUUUAUUACGUAUUAUUGGAUAUACAUAUCUAUACCUAUUACUACCUAUUUCUAAACUAUUCGAUUUAUUUCAUUUACGUAUUCAUCUAUAUGUAUUUAUAAUGUUAACGACAUAUUUGAGAGGUAAGCUAAGAAAACCUAUCCUCCUUUAUCUUAACCACAGAUAAAAUAAUACUACACUAGUAUCUUAGCAAAGCUAUCUGAGCUAAGCAAAGCUAUGAAAACUGUCCCAGUUCUUACUGAUGACUGAUAAUGAAGGAUACAGUGUUACGAUAAAGCGUCACGGCAGAUUAGCAGCUUCCUUCACGCCUGCAUAAAGAACAAUUGAUACUUUAGCCAUAUCGGCUUACCUAUCCCACACAAUACAGACAGUUUGCUUAGCUUAUAGCUCCGUAUUUCGCAGUGUGGACUGAAGUACAAAAACAAGUUAUGGCUUACUUAGCUCAGCUCUCAGCGUAGUGUGCAUUUUAUUAUUGGACAUAAGAGUGUUUUGAACAUUAAACAAAUUAUUUCUAAUAACAUUUCUACAAUAUUGUUGACCAAACCCAUACUUACUGUUGGUUCCUAGACGAGUAGAGAAUGUAAAUGUUAAUUAAUAUUGUUUUUUAGUUGUUAGCUUAGUCCGUGGAUUGAUAAUAUCCACAUCAGAAAUGUGAUAUUAUUGAGUCUUUGUAUAAGUGAUUAUUUAGUAUAGAAAUAAUUUAUAUAAAAAUAAAAUGCUUUUCCAAAUAA
Galleria mellonella (greater wax moth) is the source of this 7303-nucleotide messenger RNA. It is a transcript of the gene cue, whose product is annotated as protein cueball. The coding region runs from base 156 to 1916 and encodes 586 amino acids. The record is from RefSeq and is a predicted model, not a curated record. Lineage: Eukaryota; Metazoa; Arthropoda; Insecta; Lepidoptera; Pyralidae. The transcript is spliced from 7 exons.